GUAAUCACCAGAGUCAAUUACGGUCAGAGUGUCAGCAUUAGUGGGCUUGCUGGUGCAGUGUCCUUGGCCGGAUCUGGGGGAGGAUUAUGGUCAAUUGAAGGUGGGAACUGGCAGAUGGCAUUCGGAUUGAUUAAUCAUUCGAAUGUUGAAUUGCACCUGCAUGAAGAAAUAGAAUCAAUCUCUUAUGUUGGUAAUCUUUAUGAGCUCAACUCCACAAGAGGUAACAAUUACAGAUGUGAAGUCACGGUGGUUGCUACCCCUUUAGAUGAGCUGAAUAUUCGCUUUAUCCCUGCGAUUUCAAUUCCUGAAAGGAAAUUACAGCACACACAUGUGACUUUUGUUAGGGGUCUAUUAAAUCCCGCAUAUUUUGGCUUGGAUUCCGUAUCAGAUAUACCAGAAUUGGUGGGCACCAUAGAGGCUCCUGACCUUCCAUUCACAAGCAUUUCAGUUCUCAAGCAACACAGUGCAAACGACAUGACCUGCAAGAUAUUCUCUCAUGAACCAAUGGCAGAUGCAUUACUGGAUCACAUCUUUAGGUAUUCAUCCGAACUAGCCCAUAAUUGUCAGUUGCUCGAAGCAAGAGUUAUGAUCUACCAUUUUGUCGGUUGCAUUGCAAUUUAA
Ilex paraguariensis (yerba mate) is the source of this 621-nucleotide messenger RNA. Lineage: Eukaryota; Viridiplantae; Streptophyta; Magnoliopsida; Aquifoliales; Aquifoliaceae. The record is from the annotation of a GenBank genome assembly.